AUGUCGACGACGACGACAACAACAAAAGUAAAGGCCUCCAAGGCCAACAUUGGUGUCUUCACCAACCCUGGCCAUGACCUCUGGAUCGACUCAGCCGAACCAAGCUUGGAAAGCGUCCAGCAAGGCAGCCCAGAGCUCAAAGAAGGGGAGGUGACAGUUGCCAUCAGAAGCACGGGUAUCUGCGGCUCCGACGUCCACUUCUGGAAGCACGGCUGUAUUGGCCCCAUGAUCGUAACCUGUGACCACGUCCUCGGUCACGAAUCCGCCGGUGAGAUCAUCGCCGUCCACCCCUCCGUCAAGACCCUCCAAGUCGGAGACCGCGUAGCCAUCGAGCCCCAGGUCAUCUGUAACGAGUGCGAGCCCUGCCUCACCGGCAGAUACAAUGGGUGCGAGAAGGUCGACUUCCUGUCUACACCCCCAGUGGCAGGCUUGUUAAGACGGUAUGUCAACCACAAGGCUGUCUGGUGCCACAAGAUUGGGGAUAUGAGCUAUGAGGACGGGGCGAUGCUCGAGCCGCUGAGCGUAGCUUUGGCUGGCAUGCAGAGGGCGGGUGUGAGGCUGGGAGAUCCGGUGUUGAUUUGCGGGGCGGGGCCGAUUGGGUUGAUUACGCUGCUUUGUUGCCAGGCGGCAGGGGCGUGUCCGUUGGUCAUCACGGAUAUUGAUGAGGGGAGGUUGAAGUUUGCAAAAGAGAUCGCGCCGGGGGUGGUGACGGUGAAGGUUGAGCCUGGGUUGAGCGUGGAACAGCAGGCGGAGAGGAUUGUCAAGGAGGGGUUCAAUGGUAUCGAGCCGGCGAUUGCAUUGGAGUGUACCGGCGUUGAGAGCUCGAUUGGGGCGGCCAUCUGGGCCAUGAAGUUUGGAGGCAAGGUGUUUGUAAUUGGGGUGGGGAGGAACGAGAUUCAGAUUCCGUUUAUGAGGGCGAGCGUGAGGGAGGUUGAUUUGCAGUUUCAGUAUCGGUAUAGCAACACCUGGCCGAGGGCGAUUAGGUUGGUGCAGAGCAAGGUGCUGGAUAUGUCGAGGUUGGUUACGCAUAGGUUUCCUCUGGAGGAGGCGCUGAAGGCGUUUAAUACGGCGAGUGAUCCGAAGACGGGGGCGAUCAAGGUGCAGAUUCAGAGCUUGGAUUAGGUUGGAAGUGAAGAACGUAUGUCGGAUAGUAUAAGAAUUUUAUAAGAACUCACGAAGAAUUAGGAAAC
Molecule: messenger RNA, 1190 nt
Organism: Podospora bellae-mahoneyi
Lineage: Eukaryota; Fungi; Ascomycota; Sordariomycetes; Sordariales; Podosporaceae
Gene: lad1
Product: L-arabinitol 4-dehydrogenase
Exons: 2
Coding region: 1-1122 (373 amino acids)
Biological process (GO): D-sorbitol catabolic process
Molecular function (GO): L-iditol 2-dehydrogenase (NAD+) activity
Source: RefSeq, a predicted model, not a curated record